Capronia coronata CBS 617.96 is the source of this 1320-nucleotide messenger RNA. RefSeq lists its product as uncharacterized. The transcript has a single exon. Bases 1 to 1320 code for a protein of 439 amino acids. Lineage: Eukaryota; Fungi; Ascomycota; Eurotiomycetes; Chaetothyriales; Herpotrichiellaceae. Gene Ontology annotation, molecular function: magnesium ion binding; holo-[acyl-carrier-protein] synthase activity. The record is from RefSeq and is a predicted model, not a curated record. Gene Ontology annotation, cellular component: cytosol.
AUGUCUACACAAUCUCAGCCGAGAUACGCGACCGUCAUUGAUCGCUACUAUAUUGAUACCAGGCCUCUUGUCCCAAUUCCAUCGAACACAAAGUCAACGCAGCCUCUCCCGUUACUGUCAACGUUGCAAUACUCCGAUCAAGAAGCCGUCACCCGCUUCAUUCGCCCUGCGGAUCGCUUCAUGUCCCUCGCCAGCGCUCUGCUGAAAUACACCUUCAUCCACAGACGAGCCAAAAUUCCUUGGUCGCGGGUACAAGUCUCGAGGACUCCUCAUCCCCAUCGCCGGCCCUAUUGGACCCCCUUGGAGGAUUGGAAGGCACCAGUGGAGGGAGACUCCGGCUCUAGAAUUGGAGGGCUGGAAUUCAAUGUUUCCCACCAAGCCGGCCUCAUUGCCAUCGUCGGCUGCAGUACGCCCACAGCACAACUACCGACUCCACAUACGCAUGUUGCUCCUGGAUCGUCUGCAUCAAGUGAUUCGUACGAGCAAUUGGAUUUGACAGGCCAUCGGACACCCACUCUGACGCCCAACGAGGUCAGACUGGGCGUUGACAUAGCCUGCACGAACGAAGACAAGCGAACGCCGCAGGAUAUGACGACUCAGGAAAAGUUUGAUGAAUGGGUGGACAUCUUCGCCGAGAUGUUCUCGGACCGUGAGCGUUGGAAUAUGCGACAUGCCCCGAUCCCUGUCCCCGUGGUGGAGCGUGAAGAGGGUGAGUGCUGGGACAGCGAGGGCUCGUCGGUGGACACGGCGAACGGAACGCCCUUGCAGGACCGUGAUGCAAGGCUGAUAAACCUGAAGCUCCGCCGCUUCUACGCUUACUGGAGCCUGAAGGAAGCAUAUAUCAAAAUGGUCGGUGAAGGUCUACUUGCGGACUGGCUACGAGAACUCGAAUUCCUCAAUGUCGUGGCACCGCCCGAGCCUGCCCAUCAUCAUCCGAGCCGCGAUCACACCCCUACUCACAGUUCCGCCCGUACAUCAUCAGUGGCCCCCAAGCACUUGCCAAACGUACAGGCGAAUAACAAUGCACAUCUGUAUCCGCCAGAACUAAGGCACCAGAAUGAAGCUAGAAAAUGGACGCCGCCGGACAAGGCCGAGCGCGGCAUGACGGCCCUUUUGCACGGGAAGAAAGUCGAAGAUGUCGAUAUCGAGUUGGUGGCCUACGACGAAGACUUCAUGGUCUCCACAGCGAUGCGCGGUGUCGAAGAACAGGAGCCCGGCAGUAUAGCAGAUGACACAUCCCAAUGGAAGCGGUGGCUGAGACUGGACAUCGAGGAGGAUAUUAAGCCCUGUGCCGAAGGAAGAUGCAGCUGUCUUGCAUAG